Messenger RNA from Bemisia tabaci, 1384 nucleotides. RefSeq lists its product as uncharacterized. The record is from RefSeq and is a predicted model, not a curated record. NCBI's taxonomy places the organism in Eukaryota, Metazoa, Arthropoda, Insecta, Hemiptera, Aleyrodidae.
GUAUGCACUUCUUGAGCGAGUAAUGAUAAGAGCGAAGAAAAAUUGGGAGGCAUUGAAUGAAAUAUUGAUGUUUAGGUAGUGCUUGCUGAAAACCACUUCAACUCAAAGGAUCGUGAAUACUUAAUAUUUGAUGAAUGAGGUGGGGGAGAUGACAAUCACAUUGAAACGUUUCAUUCACAUGUCACAUACCAUAACCAAAGUCUCUUAUCUAAAUUUUCAGCGUUCUCUUUCACAUGAUGUCAUCAUAUUUUUUCAAAGAAAAUAAGGUUUUUGGUUGCAAAAAUAAAACUUAUGAGGUUUUCCGAAAAAGAAGUGCUGGUCGCAUCAAGACUCAUAGUUCAUAUACAGAUUUACGUGCGUGGUCAUUGGAAUGUGAUCAAAACAGACAAUAUUUUAUGGAAAUUAUGAGUAACGCAGGGCUGCCGACAAGACUUUCAUCCUCUUCCAUCGAUAACCAGAAUAAGAACGACACUACUACCCUACAAGGAUGCAAAGCAGAGUGCACAGAAAACAUGAAUGAAACCCACAGGGACAAAACAUGCACGGUCCUAAUGAGACCACCAAGGAGUGAAACAUGUUGUGAACAAAACUUCGAGCAUGAUAUUGUUGAGGGAAGAGACAAUGUUUUGAAAACUGCGAAUAAUCUGCUGUUGGAAUAUCUCAACACCACGGGCCGUAGCUCUUUGAAUUUUGACAAAAGUGAAAAACAUUAUGGCCAUGAGGGGAGGAAAAGAAUAGCCUCUUUCCAAAGGUGCUUGAAAGUUAUAGAUAACCUUAGUAGACAAAAUGAAUGUUUGCGACGAAUAUCACAACUUCAAGGAACCUGUUCCAACAAGCAUGUAAAAGCAAAGCUAGACUUUUUACGAAAAAGGCUCAACUGGAUGAUGGAAAAAAAUAAAGACUUUGAUGCUGAGUACCAGCUAUUUUCUGAUGAUCCUGAUUGUAGACUAAGAAGUUGCAUGCGUGAUCUCAGGCGGGAGAAUUGCUUGCUGCUUGACUACAUUGACUUUUCAGACAGGUUGUCAGAAAAACUAGCUCAAAUACAAAAGAGAUACCUGAGUCUCUCAAGGAAUCAAAAUUUACUGCUUAAUUGCGUAAAUCAAAUUGAGAGCAUGUAACGAUUAAAACAUACCUGGAAUAUGUCAAAGAGGAGAGUUCAAGAAUUUUAUAAACAAUGAUACAACCUUUGAAAAAGAAUUCCUUAAUUAUAGAUAACUUUAAAUUUUGCAGUGGCCUUGGUGCCAGUUACCCUCUUUCAUAAAGCUGCUUUGCAUUUCUUGUGAACUAAUAUCUUGCAUACAGCUUGAAUUUUACACAUGUGUGUCUCAACGUUCUUAUUGUCCACUCGAAGCAAUCUUAAUAAUAAAAUUUAAUGACUACAGUA